GAGAGAUGAGUUGCUGAGUGUGCACACCUUUCAGGCUCACAGACGCCCGCUCUGCUCUAGGCCCUUCCCAGGCUGCCCCUAUGGAGAUGCCCCUGGCCCAGGUAGGCCGCCAAGGGAGUCACAAAGUCCUGGCCCCCACCUUCAGCACCUUCCAGCCUAUGGACAUGGCCCAGAGAAGCUGCCAAGGCCUGGGCUUGCUCCCAGAGUCCACACAUCAGACCCUGAGGGCAGGGGAGCCCCAGCCCAGUUCUAGGGCCUUGGCUGCUGCCCGCACUUUGGCAUCUCCCCCAGCCCUGGGAGCUGCCUCUGUCCCAGGGAACACGGAGAAGGCUGAAGAGGUAUCCGAGGAAGGCAGCCUGUCUCUGCAGACCAAGAUCCGGACUUGGUUCUGGAAGACACAGGCUCACUCACUCCUGCAGUGUGGGGCAGUCCCUCCCUGGUUCCACGGCUUCAUCACCCGGAGGGAGGCCGAGAGGCUCCUGGAGCCCCAGCCUCAGGGGCGCUACUUGGUGAGGUUCAGCGAGAGCGCCGUGACCUUUGUGCUAACCUACAGGAGCCAGGCUUGCUGCCGUCACUUUCUGCUGGCCCAGCUCACGGACGGGCGCCACGUUGUGCUGGGCGAGAACAGCGCCCACGCACGGCUGCAGGACCUGCUGCGCCACUACACUGUGCGCCCGCUCAGCCCCUACCGGGAGACGCUCACCCAGCCCCUUGCCCGCCAGACUCCAGAGCCUGCAGGACUUUCCCCAAGGACUGAAGACUCAGAUUCUGGAAGCAAAAGCCAGGACCUGAACCACCUGCAUAAAUGGAGCCUGGUCCCAAUCCCAAGGCACAAAGAAAGGGCUUGGGAACCAAAGGAGGCCCCACCACCAAGAUCCAAGCCUCCCAUCCCCGCCAAGCCUGCACUGCCCGCUGAGGUCUACGCAAGACCUGCACCAAGAUCCCGACUGACAUUGCCACCCAGGCCGGCGCCCCCUAUCUACCAUGAGCCAGAAGAACCUAUUGCUUUCUAUGCCAUGGGCUGGGGCUCCCUGGCUGAAGCGCCAGGCCACCUCUAUGCAGAGCUGGAUGGGUCUGAGGCAUGCGGCCAGAAUCCAGACAGUCCGCAGCUUCGUCCUGACAACUCUGUGCCUGGACAAGGCCCUCCCCUGCCCCAGAAGCCUCCAGCCCCCUGGAGGCACACUUUUCCCCCCAACCUUUCCAGAAAUGUGCUUCAGGACAGAGGACAGGCAUGGCUUCCCCUUGGGCCACCUCAGUAGGUGGUAAGUCUGAGUAAGAGAGAAUGACUGGGGACAACAGGUGCAGAGACCUCCACACACACCUGGGUAACUUCAGGAAAUAGAUGGAAGAAACCACAGGCAAUCAAAGCUGAAGAGGACCUCGGCCCUCAUAUAUCACAAGGAUGGCAAAAAGGUGUCAUCUUGCCUGCCAACUCCAAUCCAUUGGUCAUGGCUGCCUAGAGCGCAGCACUGAAAAGGAUGUUAAGGUCACAUCUGAACUCAGCAGAAAAGAGCGCUGUGAUUGAUUUGUGAUGUCUGCUCUGGAUGCAGGAGGGAGGAGGAGCACUGCUUCAUCUGCCUUUACUGAACAAAUCUAGCUCCCUCACUGUGCAGAUAAGGAAACAAAGCUAGCGAGGCAUAUUGAUUUGGCCAAGGUCAAGAAAAAAAACCUAAGCUUCCUGAUUCCCUCGUUCAGUGCUUUGCUACUUGUCCCCCAUCCUCUAACUCUUCUCCCUGGGAAACAGAAAUUUUGGGAGAUAGGUAAUCUGCCUGUUUUCCACAGUUCUACCACUGGGGCCUUUAAUGUUAGGCCUCCCUCUUGGACCCCAGUUUAGCCCUGUGCCCUUGACAGUCUGCCCCCCCACCUCCACCCCAAGAAGCCUAAAGUCAGAGGAACAAAUGUGGAAUCUGCCUCCUCUUAGGGACCUGUGAACUAGCUUGUUCCCAAGUCUCUGAAAAUCCACUGCCUUAGUGCCAAUGACCCUCUAAGGUGGCAAGAUGUGUUCAAGGAGGCUCUGCCAGCCGCUGCCCUGGUUUCUCCUCCUGGAGUCUAAUUUCCUUGGUCCUCUGGGCCUUUGAGUCUGGGCUCUGGUCCAAUGCUGCUGUUGUCUGAGGAAUGGUUUGGCGAGAACAGAUGU
Messenger RNA from Octodon degus (degu), 2137 nucleotides. RefSeq names its product SH2 domain containing 2A (gene Sh2d2a). Lineage: Eukaryota; Metazoa; Chordata; Mammalia; Rodentia; Octodontidae. The transcript has 8 exons. The record is from RefSeq and is a predicted model, not a curated record. Gene Ontology annotation, cellular component: cytoplasm. The coding region runs from base 81 to 1259 and encodes 392 amino acids.